AUGGAAGCCAGCAUACUCGACAUCAUCGAUGGUCCGCCCAGCUCGCCGUUUGUGACGGAGGUGGGGGAGACGAAUAGCAGAAGCCCGAGCAAGCAAUGGCAACAACAACCCACCACCACCACCAUUGGCAUCGACGAGGAAGAUGAAACUCGAAUGGCCACACCGCAGAAGCCGGUCACAUCAUCUAUGGAUGUAGUAGAAGAUAAAGAGAAUGUGCCUCAGGAUGAACCAACCGCGACACUCGGCAAAAUGUUCGCAUCACCCGAAAAGCAGGCCACCCCCGAGCGCAUCCCACUGAAGCGCACCACGCCUGAGCCCGCGACCUCCGCCAAGCCAACACUCGAGCGUCAACUCAGCUGCGACUCUGAUCUGAUGCCGCCGCCGCCGCCCUCGUCUCGCAAGGCCACACCCAAGAAGACGCCACUCAGGUCCUCGCGCAGCGGCGCCAACACCCCAAGACCUCUUAGUCGAGGUGACUCUUACGAACGAACACCCAAGACUGAUGUAUCAGCAAGUGCAUUUCAAGCUGGGCUUGAUAUGCGCGACGCCCAGGCACCUCCACAGGACAUGACCAACGUGGAUGAUACAUGCUUCAGCACCUUCUCAGAGAUCCCAGAAAUGACCAUCUUUGCUAAGCUAGGCCAGUCACCCACCAAGCGAGGAGACAUGCUACGGACACCGGGUGGCAAGACUGAUGCCACGCCACGUACUACUCGCAAACGUCUGUCUACCUCCCGCUCGCCCUCACCCACAUCACGUCGCCAGAAGACACCAGCAGUCCAGAAUGCAGAUGGCACCACCAGCUUCCUCAUCGACUUCACGCAGCAGAUGGAAGGCGUCAACACCUACCGGCCUGCGUCUCCAGGCAAAGCUUCUACCGAGUCCAAUCUCCUCCAUUACAUCAACAACCAGCGCUCGCCACAAAAAGGACGCCACUCCUACGCCACACCGAGCAAGCAAAACAACAACAUCCUCAAUCUUCUUGACUUUGAGCUUCCACCUGCACCGACACCACGUUCGGUGCCCACCAUCACAGUCCGUGAGCUCGAGAGUCUGAAGUCAACCUACCUUUCACAAAUCUCCAGCCUGAAAGCCACACUAUCAGGUCGUGAAGCAGAAGUCGAAAGUCUCAAGCGAGCUGUAGGAGAUGCUGAGCGACGCGUCGGCGAAGCGCAAGAGUCUCUCCGCGAUGAAAAAGGCAGACGGGAGCAUGUUGAGCAAGAAAAAGCGGAAUGGGAGAAGCGAGGUCGAGAGGUAGAAUGUGUCCUAAGCAGUGUGAAGGAGGAAGUCAUGAAAAGCGAAGUCGAGAAGGAAGAGCUCCUACGCAAAGUCGAAGACAGUGAACGUAGAGCCGAGGACGCCGAAACCAGAGCCGUAAAGGCAGAGGAGCGCUUCGCCGACGCACUUGCCGCUCGCGCUGGUAAUACUGGCGAAGGGGAUAGCGGCAACAGCACAGAAGACCAUGUCCAACGUCUCGUCUCCGCCCAAAUCGACGCCAAGAUCGAGGCCGUGAGCCGCGAACUCCACGCCGUAUACAAAGAUAAGCACGAGCGCAAAGUCGGGACCCUGAAGAAGAGCUAUGAAGCUCGCAGUGAGAAGAAAUGCGCUGAGCUUGUAAGGAAAGUAGAGGGGCUGGAGAAGACGAAUGAGGAGUUGCUUGCGGCACGGGACUCGACGUUCUCUGGUCCGGUUGUUUCUGAUGCAAACGAUGGUGCAGUAGCUCUCAAGACUGAAUUGGAGGAGCAGAAGGCGGCCCUCGCGCGUAUGGAGGAGGAAUGUCUCACUUCCCGCCAUCAGCAAAAUCAACUUAUGCGAGAAUUGCAACAGGAACGGAUCGAGAAGGGCGAUCUGGUUGCUGCGGUGGAUGAGAUGUUGGCGCUGCAGUCUGAAGGCGGGACUGGUGCGGGGCCGAGGCAGGGUCAGGCAGCUAUGAGUGUCGUUGAGGAUUUCCGGAAGAGUAUUGGGAGGCCUUCUGGGCUGAGGGCGCCGGGUCAGUUGGGAGCAGCCCAGAGUAGGAUUGGUGGUGGGCCUGGUAUGUUGGGGAGGAGUACGAGUGGGGGGAAGUCGAGGCUUUUGAGUAAUAUUGAGAGGAUGGGGAGGACGGGGAGUGGGAACUUGGCGGAAUAG
Recurvomyces mirabilis is the source of this 2127-nucleotide messenger RNA. RefSeq lists its product as uncharacterized. NCBI's taxonomy places the organism in Eukaryota, Fungi, Ascomycota, Dothideomycetes, Mycosphaerellales, Teratosphaeriaceae. The transcript has a single exon. Bases 1 to 2127 code for a protein of 708 amino acids. The record is from RefSeq and is a predicted model, not a curated record.